AUGAGGGUACAGGGAACGGUGUCUGCCUUGUUCCAAUCCAAUAUCACCCCCGAAACAGCCUUGAUCUCCUACCUCCAAGCCAUCUUCUUCCGCAACGCCACAACCGAGGAGGUCGCAGGGCUCGUGGCCACCUACCCCAAGAACCGGGACACCCUUGCGGGUGUGGGCGCCUCCAACAGCACCUACCCCGAGUUCAAGCGGCUUGCGGCUAUACUAGGGAACUGGGAAUUUAUUCUCAUGUCCCGCCUUCUGCUGGAGACUUUCCCUGCCGACGUUCCGGCAUCGUCGUACUCCGCGGCAUACGGCAGGGGGGCCUCCUAUCCUGGGCAAGUCCCGUCCCGGCACAUGAGCCCGAUGGUGGGUUUGAGUGUGAGGGUUGCAGCGCCGUGUGCUUCUGAGAUGCUGCGGAUACAUGCCCAUGAUUAUCCCCGCCUUUCUGGGCCUGCUCCUCCUCCCGCUGCUUCAUGCCAACGGCGAAGACGGCACACAUGGCUUGACCCACGAAUGCUAGUUGGUCUUGAUGUGCGAGAAGGGCGAAAGGAUGCACUUGCGGCUGCUCUCGUUUAG
Chaetomium globosum CBS 148.51 is the source of this 567-nucleotide messenger RNA. RefSeq lists its product as uncharacterized. The transcript is spliced from 3 exons. The record is from RefSeq and is a predicted model, not a curated record. NCBI's taxonomy places the organism in Eukaryota, Fungi, Ascomycota, Sordariomycetes, Sordariales, Chaetomiaceae. The coding region runs from base 1 to 567 and encodes 188 amino acids.